Pseudomyrmex gracilis is the source of this 3555-nucleotide messenger RNA. RefSeq names its product WD repeat-containing protein 60. The record is from RefSeq and is a predicted model, not a curated record. Gene Ontology annotation, molecular function: dynein heavy chain binding; dynein light chain binding. The transcript is spliced from 15 exons. Gene Ontology annotation, biological process: intraciliary transport. The coding region runs from base 238 to 3318 and encodes 1026 amino acids. Lineage: Eukaryota; Metazoa; Arthropoda; Insecta; Hymenoptera; Formicidae. Gene Ontology annotation, cellular component: cytoplasmic dynein complex.
AUACUAAAAUUAUAUAUAUGCUGUUUAUAUCACAAAUAUAACAAAAGCGCGUGAUCGAGCAUCGGUAAUUACGAAAUCGAGACACAAUCGCUCUUAUCUUUUGUUGGUAUAAGUUGCAUUUCAAAGAGACGUUACAGUUGCAAAGAAACGCCUUCCUAGGCGUUGAAGUCGCAUCGGUUUACAUCAUGGUUGCCUUACGACUGCUCCAACUGUCAACGCCGAUCAAUUAGCGGCAUAAUGUCCAACAAAGGAACCAUCAAGAAAGCAGAACCUAAAGAUGAAGCCAAGAUACACAAAUCAAGAUCAAAAACUACAUCUGGCAACGAAAGCAAUGCAGAAGCACCUAAGAAAGCAGAGCCUAAUCUUUCGAGAAAGUCUCGGACUGUUGAACACAAAGGCGACGGAGAUAGAUCAUCUAAGCAGCUACAAAGGUCCUUGACAAGUAGAAUGCAAUCGACUAGAACUACCAGUAAGCAAUCCGCUGGAUCUUCUCAGUUCAAGACUGAUAAGCAAAGUCUCUCAACAACGAAAUCUGGUCUGAUUAAAGCGUCAUCUUCAACAUCGAGAUCUAGUUUAGUCAAAGCUCCAUCCGGUAAUUCUGUAACGAAAACGAGUACAAGCUCCAAGGCACGAUCUGAGAAUGUCGCGAAGUCGAGCGACGACAGUGUCGUCAAGAAGAGAAAAUCCAGAGAACAGCCGGGUUACUCCGAAAAAAGAGGUCUGAGUACGAUAUACAUACCGAAGUCGACCGCGAACAAGCUUAGCGUUAAGUCCAACGAGAAGACUGUUCAACGGAUAUCGAGAAGCAAAGAGAAAUUGCAAGAUUCGUCUGUAGCGAAUCAAAGCAAGUGGCGAAUGCCGUCCAGAGAACGUAGGAAAUCUCGAACGUUGAGUCCUAGCGAGAUAAAAAUGCUGCAUAGCGCCAUAAAAAGGCCGGAUGCUAUGAAUAAAGUGACGCAGAAGAAGAAUGUCGCAACGGAUAAGCGUUCCGAUAAUGCGCAGUCGGACUCGGACAAGGAAUACGAUUAUGAAGAUGAUUUUGAGGAUUACGAGUCGGAUUUUCAAGAAUGCACCGACAGCGAGACUUCCGCGAUCAGCGAAAAGACAGACAGCGGCGGAAGCAGUCCCCAUUUGGAACCUAUUGAACUAUACAGUCGAGAAAAAAGAAGCGCAAUGAACAACACUGAACAUGCGAAAGCCGAGGAGGAACGCAUGCUCGACUCGGGGCAUUACGAUCUCGCGGAAGCGAGAAAACGGGCGGCGCGUGUAGAAUCAAUGUUUGUAAAUCAGUCCAACACGCCGCCGUUGCCCGAAUUAAGAGAGCCGAUUGGCAAACCGUUUAGCAGCGACGACAGACUUGUGGAAACCAAGUCUCUGCCGUCGUCCACCGAUGAGGGUUUCGAGGACAGUCGCUCGGGAGACUUUACGAAAUCUCCGCCGUUAUCGCAAAUACCGUUCAUUGAUUUUCGUAAAGCGAGAGAGAAUCGACGUGAAAAGAAUUCGAGAAAGUCUCGAAGCAGAGGCGAAGAACUCUUGGAAAUGAUAAAGUUAGAUUUUAUGGAAUGGUCGAUCUUGGAAUGCAGUCCCAUUCCUUACGACGAAUUUAUAAGGAAUUACGGAAAGCUUAAUGCUCAGCAAGUAAGUAACAAUGCAUAUGCGUUCUGUCUUGUAAAAGUGCAAAGUCGAUUGUUACGCGUCGCGUUUCACACACAGGUCUUCACUCAAACUGGCGACGAUAAUACGGAUAUCGAGAUUCAGACAGACGAGAUCCUUCACAGGAACAAGUGGACGCAGUUCCCCGUAACUUGUAGAAAAGAACUGCGUGAUAAACGAGACAUAAACUUGUUCAAGAUGGAACAAAUUGGCGUCGGAAACGACUUGGACGAGACGGAUGAUAUAAACUUUGCGUUACGACCGUCGUACGAUGUCGUGCGAUUGAAUGACUUUCUAAACCGCGCGGGCACGGUCCUGUUAUCGUUGUUAGAAGAAAGAAAACACGGCGGUACCGUUUUUAAAAGCGACGUGGACAAAUUAUUGUUCAGCAAUGGUUUCGUGAAGCUCUCCGUAGAUUCAGUAACUUUCUUAGCUGCUAGGUCGGUUAAGAUCGUACACUAUUCGAACGCUUUAAACAAAGUUCUGCUCACUGUUCACGCUCCUGUAGAAGAGGAGAUAGAAACCGUGAGCAGGCAAGAUUACAUCACCGACUGUUGCAUCGGAUGUGUUUGGAACAUUUCGGAGCCGUCGAUGCCGAAGAAACUGUUCUAUUCACAGAGUCCCAUUACUGCCUGUUGUUUUCAUUUAACAAAUUGCAACGUGAUAUUCGCCGGACUCGAGGAUGGAUCGCUGAGUCUUUGGAACUUGAAAGAGGACGCGAUGUGGCAUCAGAGAGUCACGGACAAGGCCAACGAGUUAGAUUGGGUGAUAAGAAUGCCUACUUACACGACAACAGCGAACACAGAAGCGGAUGCGCAUACGUCCCAAGUUAUUGCGAUACGUGUGUUGUCCAAGAUCGAGACUGCUUCUGUUAAAAACGGAAGCAACAAGUUCGUGCCUAUCCAGAUAUGUAGCUUAGAUGAGAACGGCUGUCUCAUAACGUGGAGUGUCGUGCAUAGAAUGGGCAUAAACAUUGACGACUUGGGACUCUCUCAUUGGGGUGACAUAAGACUUGUGAAGAAUCAGAAAGCGUUAUUAACGCAAAAAGACACAGAAAUAACGAACUUUGUCGAUAUGCAUGUAGACAGCGCAAACACGAAUAACAUUUAUGUCGCGACUAACAGCACCGAUGUUUUGCAUGCUACUUGUAUCGGCAACAGAACUAAUCCAUUAACGUACAAACCAGCUAAGAUAAGUGAGUGCGGCAAUUCUACUUGCAUCGACGUUUGUCCUUUCGGUCAAUCCUUCUUCUGGGUCGGCUGUGACGACGGAACGAUUAGGCUUCAUCAUUUGAAUAUUCAAAGACCAAUCGUGCAGCUGAAAAACGAACAAUUCACAGAGAGGAUUAAAGUUCUAAAAUGGUCAAAAACAAAGCCGCUGACGAUAUUUACUCUGGAUGACAGUUCUCGGAUUCACAUAUGGGACUUAAGUAAGAGUGAUAUCAGUCCCCUGUAUACGGUGUCUAUGCAAAAAUGGGGGAAAAUAAAUAGUAUGCAACUAUCUCCGUGCAUAAUGGACAAGGACAUGACAAAUCAAUAUCUGGCUCUUGGAGCGGAAUCUGGUGACGUAGUGAUACACAAAUUGAAGAAAGAUUUCUAUUACACAAAAAAAGAAGAAUUUUUACAAGAGCUGAGUAUAUUUUUGCGAUACGUUUCAGUUUCAUAAGCGAGAAUUAAAAAAGCAGAUUGACGAAAACAGAAGUUUAGAGGCAUUCUGAGAGCGAGAAUAGAAUAUUAAAUAUAAAAUUCGCUGUCUAGUAUUUAUACAUAUUAAUGAUCAGGAGAGAAUUGGAGAGAGAGACUCACUUUUAUACUUCCAAUAUACACAUGCACGUGCAAUGUAGAUAACUUAGAUAAGUAGUUUUUUUAGAUAAGUAGUUUUAACAUGAAUUGAAACUAUUUC